Molecule: messenger RNA, 11229 nt
Organism: Porites lobata
Lineage: Eukaryota; Metazoa; Cnidaria; Anthozoa; Scleractinia; Poritidae
Source: the annotation of a GenBank genome assembly
UGUUUCCACACUCUUUCGUAUUACCUAUUUACAGUGAUUGUAAAUGUCUAGCUCAUAUUUACGAUAUACAGUCCUCUUUGGCGGACUGAUCUUAUGCACAGAUGAACAGGGACUUGACUGAAUCCACCAGCUUUUCAUCUAACACUUCAGAGACCAACAGCCGCUCGCUUUUGUUCGCGAAAUUCUUAUGCCCACUGUCGGCCAUCGGAAAUGACUUCGCCAGCCAAGACGAAGAAGUUUCUCUGUUGUCAGGAUUCAGGUAAAUUUUCUCCGAUUGAUGUCUUAUUGUACUUAUGGUUGGUUAGAUAAAAUUCUUUUACAUCUGACGGAGCUAACAAAUUAUUAAUCGGCUCGAAAAUUUGCCUAAUAGAUAAUUUUUAGUAUUUCAGAUUUCAAACCUUGAUCUUUGUGACAAGAGAAUAAGCCUUUGAAAAUUUUAAAAUACUUGUUCUCAGUGAUUAACGCUGUUCUACAUUUCACAUUCAGGUAUCGAUAUAUAAAAAGCUUAACUCCUUUUACUCCGAUGUAUUUCAGUGUUCAAUUUCUUCUACUCUGUAUUAAAUAGAAAUGCCGAUAGAACAUCAUUACAGUGUAAUAGCAACACGCCAGCUUGCGUGGCGUACUCGCUGCACGCGCGCGACUUUUGGAAAGGCAUGGAGAUUAGCGGCUAGAAAAUCAGUGUAAUGAAAAAGUCAUAAUUUAUUUCAAUUAUACGUUGGUGAUUUUAGGAGAAAUUAGGGCGAGAGCGUAAAGGUGAUUUUUCUUUUUCCGGUAAGUGGCACCUGAGUCUUCAGAAAGGGCAGCUGAGGAAGAAAAAGUCCAGAGGGCAUUUAAUUUUAAAAUUAAUUCCGAGUCGACAGCAACGCCUCAAAUUUCUAUGCAAGGAACUCCAAAAAAACAAAGAGCAUUAAACUUUUAUUCGAACACUGGCAUUUUUGCAUACGCAAAAAAGGUUUCACUGUACAUCGAAUAACGAUCAGCAGUAGUAAAGCUAGCCAAAGGAAGUCAGUAUAAACGGGAAGGUUGUACAGUGCAAAAACCAAGAGAACAUUUUUUUUUCCUUCAGUAUAUCUUUGUUUUGUCGAUAUGUUGACAAUAGUUUUAUAGUGUUUCAAAUCAAAUCAAAGUUUGGUUUCCAAACGGUUCCCGUAGUCAAAAUACUCAUAGAUAUUGUGAAUAUAUUAGUUAUACGAGACAUGCAUGUGGAAAGGAAAGAUGUUGUGGCAGGAAUAUGUACAUGUAUGUUCUUGCUGCACUGCGAUGGGUCACAACUUACUUCCGGUAUUAACGGCCUGCAAACAUCACUUGCCAGCGGAUACACUCAUAAAGGUUGAUCCUGUUCAUUCGUCCAUAUUGGAUCGAAGACAAAAUAUCAUCAGGAAAUUGGCCUUGUUCGCGAUCUUGAUUUCUUUGUGCGAAAAAAUGUAAUCUUCGUUUAAUCAAAGAUGGGCGGAUAAGCCAGCUUUGUCAAAAAAUAUGAGUGAAGCUGCUAAAGAGCGCGUGAUAGCGCUAGGGACACAAUUCAACACAAUUGAACACGAAGUUCCCAGUCUUGAGGAUUCUCCCGUAGUGACGUUUGAAACUGGCAGCCCAAAAAAGUCCUUUUGGAAGAGGAACACAAGUAAAUUGCCUGGAAGGUAUUGUCGUUUUUUAUUUGAGAGGCAUCGGCAAUUUCUGAAGCCCUUGUGUUGACUUAAAUGUGCUUUUUAAACAGUAUUAAACCCGCACAUGGCGGACAAGAUUUACUCUCUUCUUCAACAAGUGUUACCGCAGUUCAUGGGCAAACAAGGUUAGUUGAGUGUUUACGUUUCAGGUCAAAGUAGGAGCAAAGUAAUAUUUCUAGCGAGUUUUGGAUCGCGAUGGCAAAGAGAGAGAGAUUACAGAUUUUUGUACUCGUGUUGUAUUGUCGCUGAGAAAGUGAGUUUCUUGUUUACUUGAAAUUUAUUGGUGUUCGGCGAACUAGCACUCAAGUAUUUAAGCUUAAUACUUGUUUUGAUUUUGAUGAUGAAUGCUAAAAGAUAACAGUAAAAUGUACAUAGCAAUGCGUUAAAUGGUUCUCAGAAGAUCAGACAAUAACAAUUUGACGAUUUCUAUUGUUGAAAGUUGUUGCGAUGUACUUCAAUUUAUUAACUGGGAGGCUUAUUGACUAUUAAAUGAUACCAACCGUUCCUGUAGAGCGAAUAGAUAGAGAAAACCGUAUCUCGUAACCUUCCAACUAAUAAUAACGCUGUUUAUAACUAACUGUAAAAAUGAAUAUUUGAAAAGGAUCAUAUUUAUAUUGCUUUAAAUACAUUUCAUAAUUCUACUGUUUCCGUCAUCAAUGAUAUUUUUUUAAUAUUGUACCGUAUGAUUUUGGUGAUAUUUAAGCUUAAUUUUUUUCCAGUUAGUCUUCUUUACGUUAAAAGAUCUGUGUAUGAUCUAGAGGAUAUGUCAUUGUUGCUUUUAAAUGAUGUUUAAGAAUUAUGAUAGUGUAAUUAUAAUUACAAAGACAAAAAUAAGAGACAAGGAAACCACAAGAAUAUUCUUAAGGCUUGUAGUAACGCAUCCCAUCUGCUAUGUACAGAAAUUUUUCUUUUCCAUUUUGACCAAGAAACAAGACAAUCAUAUUCAGAUAUUUUACACAAUAUUACUUUGCUAUGUCAAAAAAAAUUUCUUUUGAAGGACAGUAAACAAAGGGAGGGGGUAAUGAGCUGGAACUACAAGGAGUGUGGAUGGACUGGUUGAUUUUUAUGAUUUUAAGAGGGGUGGGGAAGGGGCUUGGGCAGAGAUUGCCUGACCAACCUUACGUGAUAAAAGACUUGCAUCAUGCUUUUGAAAAGGUGCACAUGUUGAUUAGUUGUUGCUACACAAUGUUACUGCCGCAACAAAUGAUUUUGUUUUGCACCCCCAUGGUGAACUUAAAGUCAGUUCCUCUUUAUAAUGAAAGAGAAAAAGAAGAAGUGUUAUUGUGAAAAUUCAAGGUUUUGUAAGUGUGCAAGGUAAAAUUAGGAUUGAAUUUAACUAUUUGGUAAGUAUUUCUCCUUUUUUGGGGGUGGGGGGGGGGGAAAUAUCUAGAAAUUAAAUGCUGGAAUUCUGUUUCAAAAUUUAAGAGGGUAUAUAUAGGGUGGAGGGCUGUUGGGUUCCCUAUUGAAAAAACUUGCCUUCACCAGUGCUGAUACAGUUACUGUGAUAAUAGAGAAAAGUGAAACCACCCCUUUGUUACCAUAGUGAGGAUUAUGAAAUAAUUUACUUGUUUUUCCUAAGCUGAAUCUGCCUUCAUAACAUUUUUAUUGUUUCAGUGUUCAUGGUAAGGUAAAACCUAAACCCCUAAGUUUCCAAGAAUUCAACAACGAAACAAGUGAUGCCUGGGGUGAAGAUGACGAUGAUGCCAUUAAGGUGGAUCCCGAGGAGAAAAAGAAUGCACUGUCCCAGUCUCGCGUCCGUACAAUCAGUGGGGGUGACGUCAGGGAAAGCAUUCCUACUAAUGUGGCCAAGGAAACAAAAAAGCUUCCAGAACAGUUAGUCAAAAGAGAAGAAAACAAAACAUCAAGACCUUCUCCACUAAGUCUACUAAGUAAGAAGCAUAGACUCUUCCUUGAUCAUUGAAGCAUCUGAGUCUUCUUUACUUUUUUUGGAUAGUCAGGGUGUUUAUUAGGCAUCAGAGAUUGGAGAAUUCUCUGUUUGCUACACAGGAUUCUCCAGCUAAUGUGCAAUAGCCUAUGACUGUUUUUUAUUCAGACAUGGUGCUUCUUUCACACUAUUCUCCUGUAACGCUACACCUUUCUCCCAGGCCACUAGAAUUCUUAAUUAAAACCCUGAAUAGUUAAUAAGUGAAGUAAAAGAUUAAAGUCAGCCCCCUCCAAGAUGGACAUCUUUGGAGAAAAUCAUGACUUAAGUUUAUAACCAGUAUCCAAAUGUACAUUAUGAUAGUUUGAUUACAUUUUUUUUACUAGUCUUGUUAUGAGGUAUUAAUGAGUUUGGAAAUACUUAUGGUAGACCUAACAACAUUGAGCAAUGCAAACUUUCCACCAUUGAAAUGCGACUGCUCACCUUUGCAAGUCACAUUGAAUGAAAGUGGAUCUCAGUGUCAGUAUCGGGCGUUCAUACUUCAUACUCGAGAUCACUGUAUGCUUAUUUAUUUUUCAGCACGGCACAAGAAUCAGUCAUCUUCAAAAUCAUCAGCUCACUCCCCACCACCUCCCCCUGUGCAGCCGCCUAAGCCUCCGUCUCCCAUUAGAGCAGUGAAACUGGAAUUUCAAGAUCAAGAAAUCCAUAAACUUGAAAAAUUUGGCAAGCUUCUGGCUGGUCCCAACACCGAUCUAGGCAAGAAUAUAAUAUUUUUACAUACUGUUACAAUAUUGUGAUCAUUUGUUGAUCUUGGCUUUUACAUUUUCAGAGGCCAUACGGAAAUUGAGUUGGUCAGGUAUUCCAGUCACUGUACGCCCAACAACUUGGCAGCUACUAUGUGUAAGUUUGUUGAGUUGUAAUUGGCUCUUAUGCUAUAUAUUGUAUGGUUUCUUCAGCAAAGCAACCCUCCCAAACUGUUCCAGUAGUCUCCCAGAUACUGCACAAAUCUGCCCUUCCCCAUACAGGUCACCAACUUUCCUAAAGAAAAUUCAAUUUUCUACUUCUCUGUGCUUAAGGUUGGAAUUAACCCCUUUGUUAUAAAAAUUCAUAGUAUCAAUGGUUUCUGUGGCAGUUUUGAACAUAUUUUUUCAGUGACAAGACAAUUUUGUGGUGUACCUGUAAGACUUCAGAUGUCCUAAGCCUCACCCAUUGGACCCGAGUCGAUUUGUGUUUUAAAAAUGGGGUUGGGUGCUUGAUGUUGGCAGUAUUGCAAAAGAGAAUCUUCAGUUUUUAGAUCUCCAGAGGUUAGCAUCUCUAAUUUUUAUUUCAAUACUUUAUCAUUAGGGCUAUUUACCAGCAAAUAUUGACAGAAGGCAGUCAACAUUGGAUCGAAAGCGUGAUGAGUACCACAACUUUGUAAAACAGUAUUAUCCUACAAGAUAUGAAGAUACAUAUCAUGACACAUUUAGACAGGUAUUAUUGAAGAUUACAUGUGUGUAUUUUGUUCUAUCCUCAUUUUAAUUGUAAAAGAUAUCUAAUUUUGUUGCUUGGUUUUUUUCAACAGAUUCAUAUUGAUAUUCCAAGGACAAAUCCUCUCAUACCACUUUUUCAGCAACCCUUAGUACAAGAGGUAAGGAUAUUUUCUUUGUUAAAUGGUAAAAAUAUCCUACUAUAUCUUGUGCUUUGUUCAAUCGGCCAUUUGCCUGACGAUGUCCUUUUACUACUAAGACCAGAAUUUUUUAAUUCCAGUGAGGUUUAAAUAGUAAAAGCCCUAAUUUGCACAAGAAAGCAAAACCCUGAAGGAUUCUGGCAGUAGUAGUAGAAUGGCACUAUCAUGCAAUGGCCUUAAUUAUGUACAGUGAUAAUCUUUGCACAUUAUUAUUAUUAUUGAUAAAGCAAAUACAGUACCAUUCAAAAGUGAGUUGAUGGUCCAUUGCGAGUCUCAAUUCUUGACUCGAUUCUUACAUGGCCAUGAAAAUGGCAUGUAAGGCAUUCAUAUGCAGUGUACAAUACAAAUAAGAAAAAAAAUCAACAGCAAUCAAUUGACAGACUUUGCCUAGUGUUCUGUAAUGAUUUACCAGUAUACAGUAAGUGGGGAUUGAGAGUCAUAGGAGAACAGCAUGGCAGUUUAAUACCAUUACCCCCCACCUCUCAUGUGCAUUUCUCUUGUCUUGUGCAUGAGUAUUGUGUAGAAACAGCAACUUCACACAUGUACACACAGGAAACCCAAAGGAGUGUAGGAGUGUACCUUCUUGACUACCUGCACAGUCUCAACACAAUCUUGUUUGUUUGCCGUUUACAAAUGCCUACUAAUAGUUUGCUUAGUUUGUCCCAAAAGUGGUUUCUCUCUUAAUAGGAGCUCCAGUGUAAGGGUUGCCUAAAAGUGCAUACCACUUUUGUUGCUUUAUAGAUAUUUGAGAGAAUUUUGUACAUCUGGGCUAUCCGCCAUCCUGCCAGUGGUUAUGUCCAAGGAAUCAAUGACCUGGUCACGCCCUUUUUUGUGGUGUUUUUGUCUGCGUAUGUAGGUAUGUCUAUACUCAAAAAGCACGAGAUACCUUAUUGCUUUGUGAAUGGUUUGAGUCACAAAUGUCACUCAGCUCAUACCGGCAUUUGCAACCAGUUCACAUGUGACCACUUAUCCAAAAUACCAAAAUUACUUUCUCAGUCAAAUACUCCAUUUGGAAGUUCGCUUCCCUGAAUGGAUUGGAAAUAAACAUUACUGUACACUACGUUGUAUUGAUUUAUUUUAUGUAUUUUCUAGAUGGUGAUUUAGAGAACCAUGAUGUCAGCCAGUUACCUAAAGAAACUCUAGAUAUUAUAGAGGCUGACAGCUUUUGGUGUAUGAGCAAACUUUUAGAUGGUAUACAGGUAUGUAACGCCACUUAAACAUUUACAGAAUUCCUGUCAAUGGCACUAAUUGGCUCCUCGGGGUGGAGUUAUGCAGUUUCUUUACCUGUAUCGUAGAAAAAAAAUUGUCAGUUCAUUUUCGAAGUUUAUGCGGUCAGAUUUUGUCGGUGCAGACUUUUUGAAAAUACUAAUCUUCUUCUAGGUGCGAUAUUUUGCCACUAAAUUUGGAUUGUUUUUUUUUCUCUUACAGGAUAAUUACACAUUCGCACAGCCAGGAAUUCAAAUGAAAGUAAAUGCUCUUAGAGAGCUGAUUCAGAGAAUUGACGGUGAGCAAGUUGGAUCAUUAAUUUUCAAAGUUGCUCCACGGUUGUGCGGGAACCAUCCACAAACUUAAAUUUACAUUUAUUAGGUGAACAAAAGUCUUGGAUGCAGGCUAGCUGGCUUUAAAUGUUGUCAUGUUUUACCCAGAUUUUGUUGACCUAAAAUUAUAAAACGGUUUCCAGAAAAUAGAAACAGAGGCACGUUAUGCAGUCGUACAUGAGGGAAUUGAAAUAAUUCGAAAGGUUGCCAACCAUUGGUGAAUAAUUUGGAGGUGCUCGUGGCUUUUCAAGGCUUUAUACCCGGACAUCUUACUAAGGUUAAAAGGGGCAGAUCAUUAAAGACGAUAAUAGUUUUCGUGUUGUGAAAAGAAAAAUUGGGAGCUUAAGCAAGAAACGUUGACGGCAGCGAGGACGACAAAAGAGGAAUAGGUUGAGAUUAGCAAAACAACAACUUUGCCGUUGUUGCACGACUACGACGUGAAAAUACCUAAUUUCACGUUUUGUGGAGGAUGCUUCGAUACAUUCCCGAGAAUUCCUCUCCAUAAAAAUACAUGUUUUUGUACGCUAACAUUUGUCGAAUUGAAUGAGAUGGAAUAAACUCGAUAAAAUUUGAAGCAGCGCGAAUUCACGUUUUAAGUGGCUUAGCCGUCGUUGUUGCUUAAGCUCACCUCCUUACGACUUUUUCUUCCUUUGCAGAACCACUCAAUGCUCAUCUAGAAAAAAAUAACGUGGAGUACCUGCAAUUUGCCUUCCGGUGGAUGAACAAUUUGUUAAUGCGAGAAAUGCCGCUCAGAUCUACGAUACGACUCUGGGAUACAUACUUGGUUUGUACCGUGGUUUCUUUUGGAUGUUAAAAGUACUUUCGUAAAUGCUUUGGUUUUCUGUUGUUCGCUUUGUGAUUGGCUUAAAAAUCACGCGCCUUUUUCUCGAUUUUUUCUCGACCAAUCAGAUGUAAAACCGCAAGAAAUUGUGACGUGCUCACACCACACGGGUUUUCUCGCGCUCGGUAGCAGCUGCAUGUACAUGUAUUUGAAUGCGAUUGGCUCAUUUAAAUGCUUGGGUAUUUUUGAUUGGCCAGAGGGUAACUCUGCGUUUGGAUGGUUUUGCGUCACAAAGACGUAUAUGUAUACACACGAAUGAACCGAUCAGAAUUUGACGCAAAUUUAUGUACCUGCUACCAAGUUCACCCUAGGAAAAUAAGUUUUGGACUCACUUUUGAUUGGUUAAGGAAAUACGGCGAUGCAGUUUGACACUCAACAAAAGCAGCAACCCGAGGGACACUUAAACUGAAAAAUUACCUUCACUGCUUUGUUGAAAUCAUUCUGUAAUUAAGAGGAACUUUUUUUUACAUUGGUAAACACUUAUGACUCCUGAAGUGUGUAACAGGGAAGAAGAAAACUUACUAAGCAUGUCUGGGCCAUUUUUUUAAUCAUGUACAAUAGGAACGCAUGCCAAAUCAUUUCUCUGUCUUGUUUCUCUUGAUUUCAUAGGGCAAAAAAGUAAUUUUUUUUAUUUUAUUUUACCAGUCUGUAGAAAAUGGAUUUGCAUCUUUUCAUCUGUACGUUUGUGCGGCGUUCCUGAAGAAUUUUUCUCAAGAAAUUAUACAAGAAAAUGAUUUUCAGGUUUGUUUGUUUGUUUGUAUUUCACUUGUUCGCAUUUUGUACUUGUCACGUUGCAAGACGUCUUUUUCUCGAUUGCAUAUUAUAGGGAGCUUAAUCAACUGCGACGACGACGACAACUUCGAAAAACAAUAAGUUUAAUGAUCAAAAUAACAGCUCUGCACGUGCAUCACACUUUUUAGUACAUUUCUUUGACGUUCACCUCACGACUACGACAUGAAACCUCCUAAUUUGACGUUUUAUGGAGGACGUGGACAUACGACGACGAAUUUUCCUUCCUCUUUUUGAACUUGAAUAAAAUCCUUAAGAAUUCAGCUCCAGGAAUAGUCGCCUGCAUUUGACAUAUUGAGCUGGUCCAAAUAGACGCGAUUAAGUUUGAAAAAAGGCAAAUUCAUUUUUUUAGCGACUUUUUCACUGCCGUCGUCGUCGUGCUGUAGUAGGGAGUUUAAGAUCCAACGACGCGGACGACGACAAGAACGUCAAAAAAACAAUAGGUUUUAUAAACAAAACAACAGCUUUGCACGUGCAUCACACGUUUUUUGUACAUUUCUUUCCCGUUUUUGCACGAAUACGACGUGAAAAUGCCUAAUUUCGUGCUUUAUAGAGGACGUAAACAAGCAACGACGAAAUUUUAUUUCUCUUUCUGAGCUUGGAUAUGGUCCCUUGAAAUUCAGCUUCAGGAGGGUUCGCCUACAUUUGACAAAGUAAUUGGGUACGAAUAAUCGCUAUAAAGACUGAAAAAAAGCAAACACACUCUUUUAAGCGACGUUCUCGCGGCCGUCGCGUCGUUGGAUCUUAAAGUCCCUAAUCACAUUUCACAGCGAGGGCAACGUGCGCAAAAUCGGGAUAUGCUCUCACAACUUGCUUCUUGCAUGUGCCCCUUGGGUAUCGCCUGCACAAUCGAUUUGAUUUGCUAGGUGAAAUUUGUUUGUACUCCAAGUAUACUAACGCAAUGGCUUUAAAACAAGACGGCGUGCAUUUCACUCCUUGUCCUAAACACGAUCAUAAAAUUGAGGGUGGGUAUGUAAUUUAGAAUUUUUUUUUCCUAAACACUUAUACCCAAAUAUGGUCGAGUACCCCUCCCCCCGGGUUUACCCGAUCCCCUCACCAAGAACAUAACAUCCCAGCUCUCAAACUCGGUAACUCGGUGAUCGACCUCAAAAAUCGCCUGGGACUUUGAACAGUCAAAGUCAUAGUUGAUCUUAUACUUCAUUCCCUUUCUGUCACCAGGGCUUAAUGCUGUUACUACAGAAUUUACCAACAAGCAACUGGGAUGAUCAGCAAAUCAGUCUCUUGCUAGCGGAGGCUUACAGACUUGAGUACAUGUUUAAAGACGCUCCUAAGCAUUUACAGCACGUCUCAUGAAUGAAUCAGUCCAUUAUAUAAUGUAAAUGCAGGAAACACGUUCAUUUAACAUCGUUCUCCGCUUGCGUGACAAGCGACAUGAGUAAGCGCAGCGCUUCAUUGUGGUGUAACGGUAGUUCGUGCUCAAAGCAAGAAAAAUACGCAUGCGCAGUAACGUUGCACAUUUGCGCUUUUGACACUGGUUCUCGUAAAUGAUGAAUGAGAGAAACAAGUGUCCGUGAGGGUUAACGUUCACGUGAAUUGUUUCUCGUUUGCGCUUGAGCUUGUCACGCAAGUGCGAUGGAUUUAGGCGUAUUCGUUCACAGUCGAUCUCGUUACCAAAAGCCGCUCGUUUCAACGAACCGAAAGUCUUGAAACCGUUUCAGUUGGUAUCAUGUGUUUAAACAAAUCAAUUGGUAAUACCAAAAGGUGACUCACAAUAGGCUGAAAAAAUGAGUUGGUGGUUGAAGCUUGUAAACAUACAUUCUUUGAAGGAAGCAGUUCGUACUGGGGCGAAUCAACGUACCUCUGGUCACAAGGAAGCAGUUCAUACUGGGGCAAAUCAACCUACUUCUGGUUACGAUGUGUCAGUCUGAGAGGAAUCUGUGUAGUUAAAUUGUUUAAAAGUAUUCUUUCAACGUAUAAAUUCAACUCAUGGUUUCGCAUACACGUAUUGACCAAUCAGACGAACUGCAGAACAUCACGUGAUAUUUUAAGACCACGUCAGACGUGGUGCUAACGUAAACUAGUUUGACGUCGCAGUUACAAAGGACUUGUGGGAUUAAGGCUUUUUCUGUAUAUAUUCCUUUAGAAUAAGAGAAUACUUAAGGCACCACGAAAGGUCUCUUUUCUUUUGUCAGGAUCAUAUAAUAGAGAGUGCGUGGAAAUCUCUUGGCUCGAUUUCCGCCGUCUCCCGGGUCAGGUCUUUGAUCCUCCCCGAAGAAAGAGGGGGUCACUUGAUUCCAUCCACCAAACUGACAUCCUCCUCUCACAAGACAUUUCACUUUUCUUAUAUGAAAGUUCUUGAUGAAAUGUUCAUAAAAGUCAAAGUGUCUUCAAUUUUUCUUCCCGAGGAUUGAAUGACGAAUACCUGUUUGAUUUAAAUAUAUAACCCUAACCCUAACCCUAACCCUAACCCUAACCCUACUUUGUGUACGAAUCAUUAAUGUGUCAACGUCAGUUUGGAGGAUGGAAUUAAGUGUAGGCCGAAGAAAGAUGGGGGAUGAGUGCGGGCUCAUUUUCCCGAACAGCGGCUGGUAAUCGAGCCUAGGAAAUCUAGUCUGAGAAAACUGAGGGGUAGAGCAUUGGAUGAGGGAUAAAUAAGACAAUUGUUUACGUAGAGCAUGUGAACGCGUAUGAUGUGAAAAAAAAAGAAAGAAAAACUGUAUUUUUGUAAACAACACAAAUGACUUUAAAAUUUUAAUCCUGUUAUAGACUCCUCCUGGCUUCAAAAUUGACGUCUUCAAUGUUCUUCCGCGGAUAAUCCUUCGACUUGAAUUCUAUUGUCUACAUGAAAACUAUGGAACUCGUGUAUAAUUUAAAUCGCCUGUGGC